AUUAUAAUGAUUAUAUCACUCAAAUAAAAAACAAGGAGAACAAUAUGUGCCCAGUGGCAUUAAUUUUUAUGGACCAUAUCUACCAUCACUAACCUUAGCAUUAGCAAUAACCUUAUUGCCAAUUCACUCACUCCAUUUUCUUUACUUUUCCUCAGUGCCCAGAUUCUCCAUAACCCACUAUGCUUUUCAUGGUCUCUCUUUGCUUUUACUUUUGGCUCCCUCCUUCUGUACAAGUACUGGUCACUGGUUAAAGUUUGUCUUUUUGGUGUACUAUGCAUAGGUGCCACCUCCCUUUUUGUGAAUCUAUCAGGCAUGCUCCUUAUCCAACCAUGAAUAAAGUUUGGCCCUUGGUUUUCAUGGUUCUUUCCAUUGGAUGCUUUUCGAAUGGGAGUGGAAGGCAAAAUUCCACAGUACCAGAUUUUGUAAAUAUUGGGGCACUCUUCUCUUACAAUACCAGUGUUGGUAGAACUAUAAAAAUUGCAUUAGAAGCUGCGUUUGAAGAUAUAAAUUCUGAUCCAACUAUUCUUGGUAGAACCAAGCUAAACCUCUCUAUGCAAGAAGAUUCUAAGUACAGAGGUUUCCUGAGCAUUGCCGAGGUUUUGCAGGUCAUGGCAAGACAGACGGUGGCGAUAAUAGGCCCACAUAGUUCUGUAACAGCUCAUGUCAUAACUCAUAUUGCAAAUGAGCUUCAAGUUCCUCUUCUGUCAUUUACAGCUUUUGACCCUACUCUUUCUUCGCUUCAAUUCCCAUUCUUUAUUAGAACUUGCCAUAGUGAUCUUUAUCAAAUGACUGCAAUAGCAGACCUUGUUGACUACUAUGGCUGGAAAGAUGUUAUCGCAGUCUUUCCUGAUGAUGAUAAUGGUAGAAAUGGAAUUAGCACAUUAGGAGAUAAGCUUGCAGAGAGGCGUUGCAAGAUAUCAUAUAAAGCAGCUUUGAGUCCCCAAGCAUCUAUGGAAGAGAUUAGUAAUGUGCUUGUGCAGGUGGCUCUGGCAGAAUCACGGAUAAUAGUUGUUCAUGGCAAUACUCAACUUGGCCCUCAGGUGUUCACAGUUGCAAAGAAUCUUGGGAUGAUGGGAACUGGUUAUGUCUGGAUAGCCACUGCUUUUCUCUCUGCUCUGCUUGAUAUCAACUAUCCCCUCUCUCCCGAUUCAAUGGAUGAAAUUCAAGGAGUUCUUACACCACGUAUCUACACGCCAAAUUCAGAGCGCAGAAGAAGUUUUGUUUCUAGGUGGAAAAACUUGACCAGUGGAAAUACUGCCAAUGUCAAACUUGGAUUGAGUUUUCUACCUCUCUAUGCAUAUGACACUGUUUAUGCACUUGCUCAUGCUCUUGAUGCAUUUUUCAAAGAAGGUAACCGGAUUACAUUCUCAACUGAUUCAAAGCUGUCUAACAUACAUGGAAACAACUUGAAUCUUGAGGCCUUGAAAAUCUUUAAUGAAGGAAAUCUGUUACGUAGAAAGAUCUAUGAGGUAAACAUGACUGGUGUGUCAGGUCCAUUCAAGUAUGCAUCCGAUAGAAACCUUGCUAAUCCUGCAUAUGAAAUCAUUAAUGUGAUUGGAACAGGAACUCGAAGGAUUGGUUAUUGGUCUAAUCACUCUGGUUUAUCAGUUGUUCCUCCAGAAACUCUUUAUUCGAAACCAGCCAAUCUGCCCAGGAAAAAUCAAAAGCUGUUUCCUGUGAUUUGGCCUGGAAACACAGAUGAAAGACCUCGUGGUUGGGUUUUUCCAAACAAUGGAAGGCUCUUAAAGAUUGGAGUACCAAGAGGUGUUAGUUACCAGGAGUUUGUCUCACAGAUAAAAGGCACUGACAUGUUUGAGGGAUUCUGCAUUGAUGUAUUUCUUGCUGCAGUGAAUCUGUUGCCUUAUGCUGUCCCCUACAGGUUCAUCUCAUACGGGGAUGGUAAGAACAAUCCUAGUAUGACUGAGCUUGUCCGUCUGAUCACAACGGGUGAAUUUGAUGGUGCAGUAGGUGACAUUGCAAUUACUACAGAAAGAACAAGGAUGGUGGAUUUUACUCAGCCAUAUAUUGAGUCUGGUCUUGUGGUAGUAGCACCCAUUGGGCAGGCAGAAUCCAAUGCUUUGGCCUUUUUGGCCCCUUUUACACCAAAGAUGUGGUUUGUGACAGCUGCCUUUUUCAUAUUAGUGGGAGCUGUUGUUUGGAUUUUGGAGCAUAGGGUGAAUGAUGAAUUUAGAGGACCACCCAAAAAGCAAGUAGUCACCGUUUUAUGGUUUAGUUUUUCAACAAUGUUCUUUUCCCACAGGGAAAAUACAGUGAGCACACUUGGUCGUGUAGUGUUGAUUAUAUGGUUAUUUGUAGUUCUUAUAAUUAACUCAAGUUAUACGGCAAGUCUGACCUCAAUCCUCACAGUGCAACAACUUUAUUCUCCCAUUAAAGGCAUUGAAAGUCUAGUAAACAGCAAAGUGCCUAUCGGCUACACGCAGGGUUCUUUUGCAAAAAACUACUUAGUUCAGGAAAUUCAUAUUGAGGAGUCUAGGCUAGUUCCUCUGACAACACCAGAAGAAAUUGCUAAAGCACUGAAAAAUGGUCCCGAAAAUGGGGGUGUUGCUGCUUACAUUGACGAGCGUGCCUACACUGACAUCUUCCUCUCCAGCCGUUGUGAUUUAACUGUCGUAGGUCAGGAGUUCACCAGAAAUGGUUGGGGAUUUGCGUUUCCACGGGACUCGCCAUUAGCAGUUGAUUUGUCAACUGCCAUAUUGCAGAUGAUAGAUAAUGGAGAUUUGCAAAGGAUCCAUGACAAGUGGCUUUUGAGUAGUGCUUGCUUAUCACAAGGGGCAAAGCUUGAAGUGGAAAGACUCCAACUUAGAAGCUUUUGGGGGCUCUAUGCGAUCUGUGGAGUUGCGUGCUUGCUUGCACUCUUCAUGUAUCUUAUACAGAUUUUGAGGCAAUACCAGAAGCACCACUCAGAGGAACCCGAGUCCAUUGACGGCCAAAGCUUAGGAUCAUCAUCAAGAUCUUCACGUCUCAAGACUUUCCUUUCAUUUGCAGAUGAGAAAGAAGAGACUGUGAAGAGCCGCUCCAAGAGAAGAAAAAUGGAGAGGAUCUCAUACCGAAGCACUGAAGGAAGCACAUCCAUCAGCUCCAAUAAGGAAAUUGCUUCACGCAGAAGUGAAUAUGCUAGUGAACUAUUAUGACCAACAUGUCUCUACAUCGAUCACCAACACUAUUCAUUCCUACUGCAACUAGGACUACUAAUACAUAGUUUUUUCCUAAGUAAAUAUAUGUAGGAUAAAUUAAAACUUUGGGUAGCUAUAUGUAACACUUCUUCUUUUAACCUGGUUUUCAUUCUUUAUAUAUGCAAAAAAAAAAGGGUUUUCAGUU
Messenger RNA from Vigna unguiculata (cowpea), 3339 nucleotides. RefSeq names its product glutamate receptor 3.6-like. Gene Ontology annotation, cellular component: membrane. The record is from RefSeq and is a predicted model, not a curated record. Gene Ontology annotation, biological process: G protein-coupled receptor signaling pathway. Gene Ontology annotation, molecular function: G protein-coupled receptor activity; ligand-gated monoatomic ion channel activity. Lineage: Eukaryota; Viridiplantae; Streptophyta; Magnoliopsida; Fabales; Fabaceae.